AUGGCCCUGGGGGAGAUGCCAGAGGUGGCAUUGACGUCGGUAUGCCUACCUAUUGUUUACCGAUUUUCCGUUUCAGGGAUCAGAAGGGGAGGCCACAGACUCCAGCUCAACCAUACCAGGUUGUGCGUCUCCAGUUCAUACGGGUAAGCUUCAAACAUCUGUAUGUGACUUGCGUAGGUCAUAGGCGUCUUUUUAAUACACAAAGGCAAAGUGGACCCACUGGACCUCAGCAGCCUCGCCGGCGACGCCGGGCCAGUAUGAGGCAGGGCUUACGGUGGCUAAUGCAAUCCGUCGCCAUGCUGAUUGGUCAGGUAUCUGAGCUACGCCAACAGCAAGUAGCUAUGAUGAACCAGAACCAAUGCCACGGGUGCAUGCCAAGCAGCCCUUGUGCGUCCUCGAGAUUCACUUUGAAUCCGGUUGGCACGCCAGAGCAACUGGACACCAUCACUAACGCCCUGGACGAGGAGGCCUAUCGCCACCAACUGGUAAGCUAUGUAACUUACUAGUUUAUUACUUUGCUAGGUGACAUACCUAAGCUCGCUUGGCGGGGACACCGUUGUGUCCUUCGUUGAUAGAGUGUUCGGAGCGCUGUUCUCCGAAGACAUUACGUCCUUUGUCACCUUUUAUGGGCGACAACAAGGAAAGAGGCCGUUCUUCGGAACGCCUCUGUACAAUUUGGUUCUAGGUAAGACCUGCACUGCAUGUAUGCUGAUGGAUUUUAUUAUAGAGGUCUUCGACCACUGGAAUCGAGGACAGCGCUCCGACCGUCACCAGUUGGAGCGGGCAAUGAAAAACGCCUUCAAGCGGGCAUAUGAUAGGCUUUUGAAAAGGCAAAUUAAGACCAAUAUUAACAGUGAGUCUGCUUUUAACAUAAAUACAUUUAAUUUAAUGUAAUUGAAAACUUAUUUUUUAUAGAAAUUAAUCUCAAUUGUUUCCGUUGCAGAUUCACAAAAACAAAUUGGUGGCGCGGGCCCGUCAUCGGAACAAUGA
Spirometra erinaceieuropaei is the source of this 990-nucleotide messenger RNA. NCBI's taxonomy places the organism in Eukaryota, Metazoa, Platyhelminthes, Cestoda, Diphyllobothriidea, Diphyllobothriidae. The record is from the annotation of a GenBank genome assembly.